Molecule: messenger RNA, 5390 nt
Organism: Cornus florida
Lineage: Eukaryota; Viridiplantae; Streptophyta; Magnoliopsida; Cornales; Cornaceae
Product: putative disease resistance RPP13-like protein 1
Exons: 5
Coding region: 176-4387 (1403 amino acids)
Biological process (GO): defense response to other organism
Molecular function (GO): ADP binding; protein binding
Source: RefSeq, a predicted model, not a curated record
AGUAAAUUCCAACAGCUCCACUAUCCUUUGGUAAACUAAUGUCCAAAGACUUUUGAAGCUUCCAGUCAACCAACCCCCUCUUGCUCUUGCUCUUGCUAUUGCUCUUGCUCUUGGUUUGAAUCUGAUUAGGUGCUCAAUCUUUCACAAACAUAUCCAUCUCUUUUCUUCCUAAUCGAUGGACGUUGCAGGGAUCUUUCUGGGGCCGAUCAUUCAGGCGCUGCUUGACAAGUUGGUCUCUCCGGCGGUGUCAAACUAUGCCCGUCGUGAGGGAAUGGAUGCUCAGUUGAAGAAGUUGGAGAAAAUGUUGCCAGCUAUUCGUGCUGUUCUGGCUAACGCAGAGGACAAGCAAUUGGAAAAUAAUGCUGCUGUCAAAUUGUGGAUGGACGAGCUCACGGACUUGGCUUACGAUUUGGAUGAUUUGCUGGACGACUUGGCUACUCAAACUUUGGGACGAGAGCUGAUCAAGCGACAAUCUCAUGCUAGCACCAGUACUACUAGUAAGGUACGACAACUCAACCCUCUCAAGCUUUAUCAUAAUAUGAAGUCCAAAAAAGAUAUGAAGUCCAAGAUAGAGGACAUCACUAAAAGAUUAGAAGAUAUUGAAAAACAAAAGAGUAUCCUGAAAUUGAAAGAGAAUGCUGAAGUGAUUGGGUCCAAGACAACAAGAGGAGGACGGGAAACGACUUCUUUCGUCUACAAAUCUGAAGUUUGUGGCAGAGAACAAGAUCAAGAGGCUAUCGUUGCGGAGUUGUUGAAGGAUGAAGUUAGUGCUGACAAUUUCUCUGUCAUUCCCAUUGUGGGCAUGGGAGGCAUUGGUAAGACUACUCUCGCUCAGCUGGUCUACCAUGAUGAACGUGUAGAGGGUCGUUUUGAUCUCAAGGCAUGGGUUUGUGUUUCUGAUGAUUUUCAUGCAUAUGUUCAUAGGGUGACCAAGGCAAUUCUUGAGGCAAUUCUUGGGGAAGUCACUUUAAAAAUUGACGACUCCAAGUCUUUGGAUAUACUUCAACAGAAGUUAAAGGAGAAAUUGACAGGGAAGAAGUUUCUUCUUGUUUUGGAUGAUGUUUGGAGUGACAAGUAUGAGGACUGGCAGCUCCUAAAACUUCCUUUUAAGGUUGGGGCACCUGGGAGCAAAAUUAUUGUCACAACUCGCAAUGAAGAGGUUGCAUCAACCAUGACUCUGUCUCAGCUGGCUUACCAACUAAAAGGUUUGUCCAAUGAUGAAUGUCUAUCUUUAUUUGCCCAUCAUGCACUCGAGAAAGAAAACUUUGAUGCAGAUCCAAGUCUAAAAGGAAUUGGUAUGGAAAUAGUGAGUAAAUGUAAAGGCUUGCCCUUGGCUGUAAAGACAAUAGCAGGCCUCUUCCGGAAAAAACGCCAAAGUAGUGAGUGGGUAGACAUAUUGAAUAGCAAGAUAUGGAAUUUACCCGAACAAAGUGGUGGUAUUCUUCCAGCCCUUCAAUUGAGCUAUCAUCAUCUCCCAUCUCAUUUGAAGCAAUGCUUUGCCUACUGUGCAACAUUUCCAAAAGACUAUGAAUUUGACAAAGCUGAGCUAGUUCUAUUGUGGAUGGGGAUAGGCCUUUUGCAGCAAUCAAAAGAAAAGGAUCGAAUGGAGAAUUUUGGCAAUAAGUGUUUUGAUGAUCUUUUAUCAAGGUCAUUUUUUCAACAAUCUGGUAGUAGUAAAUCAUUGUUUGUGAUGCAUGACCUUCUACAUGAUCUAGCUAUACAUGUUGCUGGAAAUAUAUCUGUUCAGUUGGAUAAGUUGGAGGGUAAUGAGCAAUUUGAAAUUCCUAAACGAGCUCGACACUUGUCAUUUGUUCGUCAAUACUUUGAAGUCUUUCAAAAGUUCAGGCCUCUUUGCAAAGUUCAGCAUCUCCGAACUCUAUUGGCAUUACCAGUUCAGGCACAUGAAGCGGCAUUCUUAGCAAAAAAGGUUUUGUUUGAUUUAUUGCCAAAUUUGCAAUGCUUAAGGGUGCUAUCGUUGUCUGGUUAUUUCAUAACUGAGUUACCAAACUCAAUUGGCCAUAUGAAGCAUCUCAGGUAUCUUAAUUUAUCUAGGACUUUAAUUCAAUCGUUACCUGAAUCAAUCAGUACCCUCUACAAUUUACAAACAUUGUUAUUGCGUGGUUGCGAAAAUCUUUGUAUGUUUCCUCCAAACACUGAGAAUUUAAUUAAUCUGCGCCAUAUUGACAUUGUUUAUACUGUGAAAUUACGAGAGACGUCCUCAGGUAUUGGUAGGCUGGAGAAUUUGCAAACACUACCAAAGUUUGUUGUGGGCAGCAAAAAUAAUGGGGCAAGACUGAAUGAGUUGGGGAAUCUGAGCCUUUUAAGGGGGAGUAUUUCUAUUGAAGAGUUGCAAAACAUAAAAGAUGUUCGAGAUGCAAAUGAGGCAAAUUUAAGGAACAAGGAGUGCCUUAAUGAAGUAGAGUUGGCAUGGUGUAGUGAGUUCAAUGAUUCUCGAGAUGAAGACCUCGAAUUGGAUGUGCUUGACACGCUGCAACCACACGUAAACUUGAAAAGGCUCAAAGUUGAGUUCUUCGGGGGCAGGGAAUUCCCAAGUUGGAUAGGCAAUCCAUCCUUUUCUGAAAUGGUGAACUUGAGUCUUAUAGGCUGUAGGAAAUGUAGAUCUUUACCACCACUCCAGCAACUACCCAAGCUCAGAGAGUUAUACAUUGAAGGCAUGCAUGAAGUGCAAAAUUUGGGGGAUGGACUUCCUUUUCCCUCACUGGAGAGGCUAAAAUUUGAGGACAUGCCAGCAUGGAAAGAAUGGUGUUUUUCUAUUUCCAUUGGUGUUGAAGAAUCUCGAAGUCAAUUCCCUUGCCUCCGUGAGCUCAGUUUGCGUGGUUGUCCCAAUUUGAUUACGGUUUCCCCUUUAAGGCUUCCCUCUCUUCAAAAAUUAUACUUGGAAGAGUGUGAGGAGGAGGUGCUAAAAAGUAUAGUUGGUGUGACCUCACUAACUAGCUUGGAAGUUGUGGAUAUUAGAGGACUGUCUCAGCUGGAGGAAGCAUUGGUGCAGUCUUUGGUAGCACUUGAAAGUCUAGUGUUCAAAAAUUGCAACCAGCUGAUGGCUUUGUGGCAAAAUGGCAGCGGGGUUGCACAGAAAAAUAAUCUUGUCCGUUUACAGAGACUGAGAGUUGAGUCGUGCCCCCAACUUGUUUCCUUUGGAGAAGAAUUAGAUGAUGAAGGGCUGCCUUGCAUUAAUCUUCAGGAAUUGUAUGUAAGAGAUUGUGUGAAUCUCGAGAAGUUGCCAAAUGAGCUGGAUAAGCUCACGUCUCUCACAUCUUUAGAGAUUAAUGGGUGUUCGAAACUUGUGUGCUUUCCGAAGGCAGGUGUCCCGCACAUGCUUAGAAGACUUGAGAUAAGAGAUUGCAAUGCAUUGAAGUCCCUGCCUGAAGGCAUAUCUGGUCUCAAGGAUCUUCUUGUUGAUGAUUGCGUGAAUUUGGAGGACUUUAACAUAAAUAAUAAUAUUAUGUCAUCACUUGAAACAUUAAGGAUCGAGAAAUGGCCAAAAGUUGGAAUGUUAGUUGGGGGUUGCGUAAAUAAUAACAAUUUUGCUAGUGUCAGAGUACUUCAUGUCGAGAAUUGCGAUGGUGUGGAGUCCUUGUCGUUCCCAGAAAGAGGCUUACCCAACCUCACAUCACUUCAGGUCUGGAAUUGCGUGAAUCUGAGAUCCUUGCCUUCCACCAACCAGAUUCUUCAAAACCUUGAAUCCCUAUGGAUAAUAGGAUGUCCAAGUCUCGAGGCCUUUCCGGAAAGAGGCUGCUGCUUGUCCACCCCCAACUUGAGAAGGCUUUUGAUCUGGGGCUGCAAUAAUCUGAGGUGGUUGCCAAUUGAUCAGAUUCAAAGCCUCGCAUCACUUGAAAGCAUUAGGAUCUGGGACUGCGGCAAACUGAAGCCCUUGUCAGAGUGGAGUAUGCACAGACUCACCUCUCUUCAACAAUUCGACAUUGGCGGUGGAUAUCCAGAGCUGGUCUCCUUUCCUCCUGAUCAUGACAAUGAUGACUACUGUCUAUUUCCUACAACUCUAACCCAUUUAUGCAUUUUGGAUAUGCCGAAUCUGAAAUCCGUAUCAUUAAAGGGCCUCCAAAAUCUCACCUUUCUAACGAUCGGAAACUGCCCGAAUCUGAAAUCCAUAUCAUCAUCAUCAUCCAAGGGCAAGGGCAAGGGCAAGGGCGGUGGCCUCCAAAAUUUCACCUCUUUUCAACGUCUACAUAUCUGGAAUUGCCCUAAGCUUCGAUCCUUACCGAAGGAAGGCCUGCCUGCCACGUUUCAACAUUUAGGUAUCUGGAAUUGUCCACUUCUUGAAAAACAGUGCUUAGGUGACUACUGGCCCAAGAUUGCCCAUAUCCCCCGCGUUGAUAUAAAUGACGAUUUCCUCAGGUUGGGAUGCUAAAUUGGUGAAUGAGUCGUACCCAUGGAUUGAGAAGCAAAUUGUUUACUGGCCAAAGCUUGGGCCAUUGCAGAGAGCGGUGAGGGACAGUCUUUUGGAAGUUGGGGUCUUACCCUUCAACGGAUUCACCUAUGAUCACAUAAGUGGACCAUUUUUGACAAGUUUGGUCGCCAUCACACAUAUGCAGAGCUUCUUGCUUCCGUAAUUUCUGAGAACCGUCAUGUUUUGAUUCAUGCUACAGGACAAAAGAUCAUAUUCAAUGUAACAGGGAAGAAACCAGUGGCCGUUGGAGUGAUCGUCAUGGAUGAAAAUGGGAAACAACAUUGAUAAUUUCUUGCAAAGAGGCCAAGCAGUGAGAUAAUAGUGUCGUGUGGAGCAAUUGGAAGCCCUCAGCUGCUGCUAUUCAGUGGCGUUGGACCUAAGGCUGACCUCAAGAAGAUGAACAUUUCAAUGGUGCUUGAUAAUGAGUCUGAUAACCCCUUGAACACUGUUUUUAUUCCCGCCAAUCGAUCUGUGGAGCAGACAUGGAUACAAACUGUAGGGAUUACCAAGAUGGUGUUGCGUUGAAGGUAUUCGUAUCGUGGAGAAGCUUGUGAGCUCCAAACACUUCACAAACUUCGCACUGUUUGAUAGACAAUCAGUGGCCAUGCCGCUCAACACAUUAAUGAAACAGGGUCAUUGGAGCAGUUUUGCAAAGAUACUGUGAUCACAAUUUGGCACUACCAUGGUGGGUGCCUAGUGGGCAAGGUACAUGGGAGUGAAGAUUUUAAGAGAGAUUAGGAAGAGCAGCUGGUUUAUAAAGACAGAUCAAGACCAAGUAAGGGCAGAUGCAUUUGUAUGUUGUGAUAGGGAAAAUGUAAUUUUGUUAGUCUAAUUCUUAGUGCAAUUGUAUGUAGAGAUAGGCUUGUCAACAAUCAAUAUCGGUGUUCUGUUCUUUUGUAUCUAUGGUUUGUAUAAGAACCAAAUUUUAUUUAUGAAGUCACCUGUUGGUCUUUUUGCUGAUUCA